Molecule: messenger RNA, 4130 nt
Organism: Mus musculus (house mouse)
Lineage: Eukaryota; Metazoa; Chordata; Mammalia; Rodentia; Muridae
Gene: Afg3l2
Product: AFG3-like AAA ATPase 2
Exons: 17
Coding region: 1438-3612 (724 amino acids)
Biological process (GO): mitochondrial protein quality control; cellular response to glutathione; calcium import into the mitochondrion
Cellular component (GO): m-AAA complex; mitochondrial inner membrane; membrane
Molecular function (GO): ATP binding; ATP hydrolysis activity; ATP-dependent peptidase activity
Source: RefSeq, a predicted model, not a curated record
AGUCCCCGCGUCGCUGCUGCUCCCUCCGUCCGGGCUUCCGGCUCCGGCGCAGGUGUCAAGGUCACCGGCCCGGGACGCGUGACGGCCUGUGUCUCCUGGUCCCCGUGGGCGGUGUUUCUCUUGACCCCGGGGCCCUCAGGGCCUCGCUGCGGACAGUGGCUCCCGGAGCCCGGGAAGGUCACGCCUCGGCUUUUCUCCUCGCUGCCGUGGUCUCGUUGGCUUUCGUGGCACUGGAAAAGGAUAGACUAGUGGACUGCACCGGCGAGCUGGAGGGGAGAGAGAGGGCUGUGGCACCUCCCUUUCCCAUGUGUUGAACAAGGGGGCCGUGGCUGGCAUCCUGAAUACAAAUCGGCAAAUAUCACUGGUGUCAAAAUAUAUAUUGUUCAGGGUAGGACCUAUGUAGUUAGUUGCGUAACAGCGCCCAUCCGGAGGCUUUGGCUGCUGGUGUAGGGCCUCACACUACCUAUCUGGUACAUUUUAUUGAAGUGAUGCUGUUAGCAGGACCAUGACACAGCUUCUUGCUGUCUGCCAGCCCAGCACAGGUUUUACCCAAAGGUACAUAUAGCAUGGCGGUUGAGGAAUGUGAUUGGUCCCUUGGUCACUGACUUGACCACUUACUGUCCAGCGGCCUUGAGGUGGUUAGUCCAGCCCCUUCACUUAGAAACUAAUAAAUAGUACAUAGUACAGCAGCCUUUCAGUUUCCGGAGGGGAUGGAUGCAUGGACCCUUACCAAACUUAAAGGAUGCACACCCUCCUCUGUGCUUUGGUUUGUUUAUGUUUUGUUUGGGGAUUUCUGAGGUCUUACUGUGUAGCCCAUGCUAGCCUCCCGUAUCUCCCACCUGGUCCUUCUAAUCAUGCUGGCUCUUCGAUUAUACGCCCAUCUCUACAUCAGUACCUAAUGUGUUGUAAACGGUCAGUAAAUAGGCUUUAUAUCCUACCUACUAUUCAAUGAAUAAUGACCAAAACCCAACCCAACCCAGCCAACUUCUCCCCACACAGGAAACAACAACAAAAAACCCUAAAUUGACCUCAAACAUUCCUCAUUGCUGAGCCUGGCCUUGAACUACUGAUCCUAUCUCCCGUCUCUCAAGUGUAGGGGUUACAAUUAUCCACCACAACACCAACUCAUGUAAAUUUUUGUUUGGUUUUGUUGUUGUUUUGUUGUUACUGUUUUCUGAGUGUUUCUCACCAGUGGUUGGCGGAUAUGAGCGUUGAAGCCAUGUGUAAGGAUGGCUGAGGGUACCCGUGUGUGACACUUACUUUGAAGCUUAUUUGUCAUCCCUGCAUCGGAGUCCUCAUCGUUUGUACCCGUACAGCUCUAUCAAUAUGCUACUGUCCAGACAGCAAGCAGCAGGCGUUCUCUGCUGAGGGAUGUAAUUGCUGCUUAUCAAAGAUUCUGUUCUCGACCUCCCAAAGGAUUUGAAAAGUACUUUCCUAAUGGGAAAAACGGAAAAAAGGCCAGUGAGCCUAAGGAGGCUGUUGGAGAAAAAAAAAGAACCACAGCCCUCGGGCCCCCAGCCUUCUGGAGGUGCAGGUGGUGGGGGAGGGAAGCGCCGUGGCAAGAAAGAAGAUUCUCACUGGUGGUCCAGGUUCCAGAAGGGUGACUUCCCAUGGGAUGACAAGGAUUUCAGGAUGUACUUUCUCUGGACUGCUCUUUUUUGGGGUGGAGUCAUGAUUUACUUCGUGUUCAAGAGCUCUGGGAGAGAAAUCACGUGGAAAGACUUUGUCAAUAACUAUCUUUCUAAGGGCGUGGUGGACAGACUAGAAGUUGUCAACAAGCGUUUUGUUCGUGUGACCUUUACACCAGGAAAAACUCCGGUUGAUGGGCAAUACGUCUGGUUUAAUAUUGGCAGUGUUGACACAUUUGAGCGGAAUCUGGAGACUUUGCAGCAAGAAUUGGGCAUAGAAGGGGAGAACCGGGUCCCUGUGGUUUAUAUUGCUGAGAGCGAUGGCUCCUUCCUGCUGAGCAUGUUGCCCACCGUACUCAUUAUCGCUUUUCUACUCUACACCAUAAGAAGAGGGCCCGCUGGCAUUGGUCGGACCGGCCGGGGAAUGGGUGGACUCUUCAGCGUUGGGGAAACCACAGCCAAGGUCUUAAAGGAUGAGAUAGAUGUGAAGUUUAAAGAUGUGGCUGGCUGUGAGGAGGCCAAGCUAGAAAUAAUGGAAUUCGUGAAUUUCUUGAAAAACCCAAAGCAAUAUCAAGACCUAGGAGCAAAAAUCCCAAAGGGUGCCAUUCUCACCGGUCCCCCAGGUACUGGGAAGACGCUGCUAGCUAAGGCCACAGCUGGAGAAGCCAAUGUCCCCUUUAUCACUGUGAGCGGAUCUGAGUUUCUGGAGAUGUUUGUUGGCGUUGGUCCAGCCAGAGUCCGAGACUUAUUUGCCCUUGCUCGGAAGAAUGCGCCUUGCAUUCUCUUCAUUGAUGAGAUUGAUGCUGUGGGAAGGAAGCGCGGCAGAGGCAACUUCGGUGGGCAGAGCGAGCAGGAGAACACACUCAACCAGCUGCUUGUGGAGAUGGACGGCUUCAACACAACCACCAAUGUGGUCAUCCUGGCAGGCACAAAUCGACCAGACAUCCUGGAUCCAGCUCUGUUGAGACCAGGCCGCUUUGACAGGCAGAUUUUUAUUGGACCCCCAGACAUAAAAGGACGAGCCUCAAUCUUCAAAGUUCACCUUCGACCAUUGAAGCUGGACAGUGCCUUGGAAAAAGAUAAAUUGGCCAGAAAACUGGCGUCCUUAACUCCAGGGUUUUCAGGCGCUGAUGUUGCCAAUGUCUGCAAUGAAGCUGCUUUGAUUGCUGCAAGACACCUUUCAGAUGCCAUUAAUGAGAAGCACUUCGAACAAGCGAUUGAGCGAGUGAUUGGAGGCUUGGAGAAAAAAACCCAAGUUCUGCAGCCUGAGGAGAAGAAGACGGUGGCUUACCACGAAGCAGGCCAUGCGGUCGCUGGCUGGUAUCUGGAGCAUGCAGACCCACUCUUAAAGGUCUCCAUCAUCCCGCGUGGCAAGGGGCUGGGCUAUGCUCAGUACUUGCCCAAGGAGCAGUAUCUGUACACAAAGGAGCAGCUGCUGGACAGGAUGUGCAUGACUCUGGGCGGCCGUGUCUCCGAGGAGAUCUUCUUUGGGAGAAUUACAACCGGUGCCCAGGACGACUUGAGGAAGGUUACCCAGAGUGCCUAUGCCCAGAUCGUUCAGUUUGGCAUGAACGAGAAAGUGGGGCAGAUCUCCUUUGACCUCCCACGACAGGGGGACAUGGUGUUAGAGAAGCCUUACAGUGAGGCCACUGCGAGGAUGAUAGACGAUGAAGUGAGGAUACUCAUCAGCGAUGCCUACAGAAGGACGGUGGCUCUUCUCACAGAGAAGAAGGCUGACGUGGAGAAGGUCGCUCUCUUACUGUUAGAAAAGGAAGUCCUAGACAAGAAUGACAUGGUCCAGCUUCUCGGUCCCAGACCAUUUACAGAAAAGUCCACAUAUGAAGAAUUUGUGGAAGGCACUGGCAGCUUAGACGAGGACACUUCUCUUCCUGAAGGCCUUCAGGAUUGGAACAAGGAGCGGGAGAAGGAGGAGAAGAAGGAGAAGGAGAAGGAGGAGCCGCUGAAUGAGAAGGUUGUCAGCUAGGCCAGGACCUGCAGGCCCCUUUCCUUUGUCCUCCCAGGGCUUCAGUCUGAACAAGGGCCCUGCUGCAGAGCCGGCCGUCGAGUCAGCCAGGCGGAGGGGAUGGCCUCCAUUGCAGCUGAGGGCUUCACAACUGCAGCAACUGCCAGGGGCUGGGAAGGAGACUUCCUCAGCCUUGCCCUCAUGAACAGCGGCUGGAACAGGAGAGACAGCACCACCUGCCGAGGCCUGUCCCGUGGAAUCCUGUCCCGUGGGAGAAGACUUUUCCUACCACCCUCUCGUCAUUCCUCCUGUGACAUCUCUGCAGACGUGCUGUGAAAUUCAGUUGGAGUCCUAAUAAGAAUAUUUUGAUUCAACCAAAUAUUUUCAAAUUUGAAUUCAGAUCACUUGUUGCUGUUUUAAUGGAAUGGUUUUCUAUAGAGAACUGUACCAUAUUUAAAAACAUGAAUGUAUUAUAUAAAUAUGGAGUCUUUAUAUCAGAAAUAAAGGUGGACAUUGCACUUUUUUCCUGAGCAUAUGAA